Molecule: messenger RNA, 5007 nt
Organism: Pieris rapae (cabbage white)
Lineage: Eukaryota; Metazoa; Arthropoda; Insecta; Lepidoptera; Pieridae
Gene: homer
Product: homer protein homolog 2
Exons: 10
Coding region: 84-1223 (379 amino acids)
Biological process (GO): regulation of store-operated calcium entry; G protein-coupled glutamate receptor signaling pathway
Cellular component (GO): dendrite; plasma membrane; cytoplasm
Molecular function (GO): G protein-coupled glutamate receptor binding
Source: RefSeq, a predicted model, not a curated record
UUGACAGCUUCUCAGUGGCUGAGGCCUGAGAGAGAAAAGUUGAAAAUUAUGAAUUUAGAAUAUUUCUAAAACAAAGUGUUUCAAUGACCGCUGGAAAAGAAACAAUGGGGGAGCAGCCAAUCUUCACGUGCAAGGCGCAUGUGUUCCACAUAGACCCAAAGACCAAACGCUCUUGGAUGUCAGCAAGCUCCGCAGCUGUUUCGGUGUCAUUCUUCUAUGAUUCUUCUAGGAACUUGUAUAGGAUUAUCAGUGUAGAAGGAACAAAGGCAGUGAUCAACAGUACUAUUACAGCGAAUAUGACAUUCACCAAGACAUCACAGAAAUUCGGCCAAUGGAGUGACGUUCGCGCUAAUACUGUGUAUGGAUUGGGAUUUUCGUCUGAAGCGGAGUUGGGAAAGUUUAUUGAGAAAUUCCAAGAAGUGAAAGAAGCUAUUCAAGCGCAACAAUGCGGUGGUCCGCCUAAGACAACAAAUGGAUCAGGUGCGGCAACACCCGUAGCCUCGGCGACUGCCAGUCCUUUACUUGCCGCUAGAGCCCCUACUGAUGAACCCCCCGCUGUGUCACCGGCUCAGCCAAAACCAGAAAUUGAUGAAAUGAUGGUACACCAGCGGGCGCAUUCUGUAUCAUCUUCCAUUCAGGCCGGUGGUGGAUACGCGACGGUGGGACGUGCGGGUCGAGGUCCGUUGGCCUCUUCGGGCGCCGCCGCGGAGCCUGCGCCCCCCGACACUGCGGAGCAGCUUCGCUAUGAAAACGAUAAACUCCGACUUGCGCUUGCGCAGAGUUCCGGAAAUGCAAAGAAGUGGGAAAUUGAACUUGCAACCCUGAAAAGCAACAACUUGAGGCUGACUGCCGCGUUACAGGAGAGCACGGCGAAUGUUGACGAAUGGAAGCGGCAACUCCACCAAUAUAGGGAGGAAGUGGCUAGAGCGAGACAGUAUGCUGGAAAAGGGGGUGACACGAAUGAAGUCGAGCAGAUGCGACAGCGCGUCGCCCAGUUAGAAGCGGAGUUGGCACAGAAGAAUGAAGAAUUGGCACAAAUUAUGAAAUCUAAGAAAAGUGAACAGGAUGCAGAAGCGAAAAUGGCACACAGCCAACUGGAAUUGGCUCUGGCUGCACAGGACGGACAAAGGCAGGUCGUACAAGAGCUGAACAAUCGGCUUUCGCGCCAGAUUGAGGAAUUGUCUACGAUCCACCGCGAAAUAAACACGGCGCUACAAACAUGAGACGCUGGAUCGGCGGGCGGUGGCCCGCUGUACGCGGCCGUGCGCAAGCGCACUCUGCCAUUGUUGCUACGCGACCCCGAGCCAGCCUACGUGUCGCUGCCGCGGCACAACUGAACUGAACUAUCGGUAUUUCGCCUGCAGGACUUCUUUUAGCCUUUCAGUUCAAUUGUUUAUUGGAAUUUGAUUUUGUUAAGGUAUUCCUAUAUUUGUGUUUCUCGAGUAUCUUAAAAUCAGUUUUAUAUGUUGAGUAUUUUUAGAGUUAUGCAAGAAAACAGGUGAAAAAUCAUGAAUAAAAAUUUAAGGUUUCACCGUUCAUAUUAAUUAGCGGUUCUGUUAAAUACUGUAAUAAAAACUGAUCUUUAUUUCCAAUUUGGGUUAGAACGUUUCGUAAUUUUAUUCCAAAGAUUAUUUCUGAAAAUAAAUUAAUUUUCUUUUACGGUUUUACAAUGUUUCAUAUAAUAUAAGUGUAGUACACUCAUGCAUUCUUAGUAUCACCAUUGAUGAUGAAAAACAAAGAUCGAUGUAUUCUGCUAUUUGGCAGAUGUUUUGAUAAUAUUAGCGUUUGAUAUGAACAUUUUAAAUAUUUAUAAUUUUCUUCGAUAUUGUCAUGUGUGUUUUAAAUUAUUAAUUAUAUUUAAUAUUAAACUUAGUUCUUUGGUAGCUCGAAUGUUAUUCCAAACCUUUAAUGUUCCUGGUAAUUAUAGAAAUUUAAAUUCUUUUCUUGAAAUCAAUUAGUGAACUAGGUUUAUAUCAUCCCACCUAUGUUUGUAAAUAAUUAAUUGUAGAAUAAGUGUUUUUGAGUCCUGCAUAGCGGAAUAUCGAUUCUACAUUUUAUCUAGAAAACCCUUAGUAUGUACGGUCGGCAAAAAUUCUAACAAAUACUAACCACGGUACAAGCUAGGUUCUUGUAUAACAGUUUAAAAUCCAGUUUGAAUAUAUCUUUUAUGGUUAAAUCUUUUAGCAGGGACUUCUCAAUCUGUCAAAUCUUACUUCUAUAUAUUUAUUAUUUUCUAAAUAUUGUAAGUAGUCAAUAAAAGUGUAAGGUAUGUUUAGCGUGAACUUUAAACAACGUUAAGCACGCGUCAUAGAAACGCAAUAACAGAAGUAAAAGGCUGAUAUAUUCUUGCCUGUUUAGAAAAACAAACAAAUUAUGGCAAACGGCCCACUGAAAUAUUGACGCUGUUUUAAGAAAAAUCAUGAAGGUUUUUAAGAAAUUUUGCCGACCGUACUUUAAUUCUUAAUCCUGUAAUUGUCGUUAUAUUGCGAUUGAAUUAGUCCUUCUCCUUCAAUGUCAGUCCUACAAUCGUAUAGCAUAAGACAAUACGAUGAACUUAGUCUUUAACUAAUUUACUUAGGAUGUGAUACUUCGGUUUUCUUAAACGCAGAUGACACUGAUUAUUUAUUAGGGUAGUGUUCAUCGUGAAGUAAAGCGUUUACGAAAUUGUGCUCUAGUGUCAAUACCCACGUAGUUAAGUGUAUAUAAUCGUAGUUUGAACUAAAUGGGACUUUGCUAUUUACCUUUGAUCUGUUAAGCAUUUAUUUUUUCUCUUGAUAUUCUAUUGAUAUAUCUGUUGCUAUAGUGUGAGCGUUGAGUUGAGAUCUUUACUUAAAUUGCUAAUUCUAACGUCUGAUUGGGUAGGAUUACAAUGCUAUAAAUAAAUCGAAUAAAUUUCGACAUACUUUUGGUAAAAAUUGUGGCAAAAUAGAUAAGAAUUUUCGAGGUUCUUAGUAAGGAUCUCAAUUUAGCAUAAAUAAAUAAUCCUCGCAAUAUCGUUUUAGUAAAUUUAGAGACUUACGUAUGGGGUCUCUUCAAAAGUUAUGGUGUUCAUGAUAUGAUCUCGUGCCAUCAUUACACAUAAAUAUUUAGGGGCUAUUAAAAGUAUUAAUUCGUAAAACACACACAGCGCGUAUACCCACACGUAUACGCGUAGACGUGCACGUCUUAGCAUAAUACUGUAUAGUGUGGCAACUAUUAUUUUUCAGUAUUUAGAUGUUAUUUAAUAAAUAACACUUUUAUGUUUAGUUUAACAAUAAAACUGCUUUGUAAAUAUUAUGUAAUAAUUAUUAAUCUGUGCAAUUUGGUAUGAAUUUCCAAUAUUGUAUGAUUUUGUUGAGACCCCAGAUUACCAUUUCCUAGUCGUAAGUUAAAUGUCAUCUGUAUCCGUCUACCAGAGUAUUUAUUUCUUUUCAAGACCCUGUAUUGAAUAGAACCCUUAGCGAAUUAGAUAUACACACACAGACAGUGGAAUUUUAAAUCAACUUGGAGGUGGCAUAAACCAAUUUUUUUUAACACUAAACGUGGUUUCGUUCACCGCAGCCUGAAGAUAAGUAAUAUACGUUAGUAGUAGUUCAAUCAAAUAAAUUGGCCAAAUUUCUAUGAAAAUAGGGAAACAAUAUUUCUUGACCCAUAAGAUUUUGGUUUAUGUCACCUUUUGUCUGUGCAAUUAAAAACAAACGAUAUCACUGAAAAAGGCUGAGGACAAUUUUUUAAAGUAUACAAUGUCUUCUGAACAGGGUAUUUCAUUUACUGUUGAGUGCGGUUUAAUAUGCCACGUUGUUAAUCAAUUUUAAACUUGCACUAAAAUACCUUUCUUGACGCUAUGCGCACGAGUCGUGUGAAAUUGUAUCGAAAUGAAUUAUGUAUUGAACUUUUACAAGUAUUCUCACGAUCCCUUUUUAUUUUAGUUAUAUGAUUAAUAAAAUAAUAGAAAUGUUUACAUUGUAUAUAACUUCUAUAGUCAGUAAUAAUAACUAGUUAGAAACCUGUUAACAACGCCUCGAUUUGUACUAAAAAUGUACGUCGAGAUUUAGGUAUUAUUAAACGAUAUAUGAUACAUGACUCGUGUGCAAAAAGCCUUACUGUUUAGGAUCUUUUCUACGACAGCUCGAAUUCUUGAGUAUUUCUAUGUGAGUGUGUUUUGAUAGAAUUAUCUGUAGGCUAAGUUUCGUUGCUAUUCGCAAUUGUUAAGUAUACUUUAUAUUCACAUGAAAUUUAAUUUAUUAGUAGCGCUUUUCGUUGUUAGAUUUUUUAAAAUAUAUAUAUAAAUAUUUAAACAUGGAUCGUUGAAAAUGUUAACGGUUUUAUUCCUAAAGCUUUUAUUAAUUUAAUAUUUAUUUAACUAUCUAUCUCAUUUAUAUAAUUUUUUUUUAUUAAAUAAUUUCGUCAGCUUUUAGUGAAUAAUUUGAAAAUCUAACAGCGAUCAGCUAAUAGGCAAUAUAAACUAGAAAAAUAAAUGUUCUAUAGAAGUUCACUAUUUAUUUGUAAAUGUAUACAUGUUUAACACAUAUUGAUUAUAUUAUAGUGAAGAAAAUUAUGUAGACAAUGGAUCUGUUGCUAAUUGAAAUUGUAUUUAAUGUAAUUUUUAUAGUUUUAAGUGUUAUUUUCGUGAUCGUAAGAAAUGCGUAACAAAUCCUAGCUUUUAUAAAACAAGGGCUUUUUAAUAUAACAGCGAGAUUAUUUGCGAGUAGAUAACUUAUAUUCGAAUAUCGUUUCAUCUCCAUCUUUUUACAGUCGCAGUAAGUUACGCAUUUCUUUCGUAUUGAUAUCUGUAUGUUGAUCGGUUAUCUAUCAUAAUGACUAGAAGUAAAAGUGUAAUCUGGCUGGGAGAUGACAUUUUUGUUAAAAGGAAAUUAUAAAUGUUACUUGUAUUACCACUAAUAUUGGCCCGAAAUUCCCACCGAUUAAUUCAAUGGCACCAAUAUGUGGGUAUAAUUUUUCGCACAGAAAGUCGUUUCAGAGAUGUAUGCUGUCCUGCUCUUGCCUUUGUAUGCUGAGCGAAAGCAA